This is a messenger RNA of Otolemur garnettii (small-eared galago), 2402 nucleotides long. It is a transcript of the gene SLC12A8, whose product is annotated as solute carrier family 12 member 8. Gene Ontology annotation, biological process: potassium ion homeostasis; chloride transmembrane transport; chloride ion homeostasis. Gene Ontology annotation, molecular function: potassium:chloride symporter activity. Gene Ontology annotation, cellular component: membrane. The transcript is spliced from 13 exons. NCBI's taxonomy places the organism in Eukaryota, Metazoa, Chordata, Mammalia, Primates, Galagidae. The coding region runs from base 1 to 2121 and encodes 706 amino acids. The record is from RefSeq and is a predicted model, not a curated record.
AUGGAGAUGGGUAGCCGCCAGCAGCUUGGGGUGUUGGCCCAGCCCCAGCCCUGGUGGAAGAUCCAGCUAUUUGUAUGGGAGCCAGUGCUGUUUGGGACCUGGGAUGGUGUAUUCACAUCAUGCAUGAUCAACAUUUUUGGGGUUGUGCUUUUCUUGAGGACUGGCUGGCUGGUGGGAAACACAGGAGUGCUCGUGGGCAUGUUUCUGGUGUCCUUCGUGGUCCUGGUGGCCCUCGUCACCGUGCUGUCUGGCAUCGGUGUUGGGGAGCAUGGUGGUGUGGGCAGUGGCGGCGUCUACUCCAUGAUCUCCUCCGUGCUCGGCGGGCAGACGGGAGGCACGAUUGGGCUGCUCUACGUGUUCGGACAGUGUGUUGCAGGUGCCAUGUAUAUCACCGGCUUUGCUGAAUCCAUCUCAGAUUUGCUGGGCCUCGGGAAUAUCUGGGCUGUGCGAGGAAUUUCAGUUGUGGUGCUUCUGGCCUUGCUGGGGAUUAACCUAGCAGGUGUCAAAUGGAUAAUCCGCCUCCAACUGCUGCUGCUGUUCCUGCUGGCCGUGUCCACGCUGGACUUCGUGGUGGGCUCUUUCACCCACCUGGACCCAGAACACGGUUUUAUUGGCUAUUCGCCGGAACUGCUGCGGAACAACACUCUGCCAGAUUACAGCCCUGGGGAGUCUUUUUUCACUGUUUUUGGAGUUUUCUUCCCGGCAGCUACAGGAGUCAUGGCCGGCUUCAACAUGGGGGGCGACCUCAGAGAGCCCUCCACCAGCAUCCCCCUGGGCUCCCUAGCAGCUGUUGGCAUCUCGUGGUUUUUGUACAUUGUCUUCGUCUUCCUGCUUGGCGCCAUCUGCACCCGCGAGGCCCUUCGCUAUGACUUCCUGAUAGCUGAAAAGGUGUCCCUUGUGGGCUUCCUGUUCCUUUUGGGCUUGUACAUCUCCUCCCUGGCCUCCUGCAUGGGUGGUCUCUACGGAGCACCCCGGAUCCUGCAGUGCAUUGCCCAGGAGAAAGUGAUCCCUGCACUUGCCUGUCUGGGGAAAGGGAAAGGGCCAAAUAAAACACCGAUAGCUGCCAUCUGCUUGACCAGCUUGGUGACCAUGGCCUUUCUUCUGGUGGGUCAGGUGAAUGUUCUGGCCCCCAUCGUCACCAUCAACUUCAUGCUGACUUACGUCGCUGUGGACUACUCUUAUUUCUCUCUGUCCAUGGGUCCCUGCAGGAUCCCCCAGGGGCCUAAGCCAGCGCUCAGGGAAGACCCAGAAGCUCUCCACUGCUCUGAACGCCUGCUCGUGGGGAGAACGCCCAGCUAUGGUUCUGAGGGCCCUGCCCAAAGUGUCUUGGAGGGCACGCUGCUAGAAUUCACCAAGGACAUGGACCAGCUCCUCCAGCUAACCAGGAAGCUUGAGAAUAGCCAGCCCAGGCAAGGAGAGGGUGGCAGGAUCCCAGAGAGACAGAAGAGGAAACACAAGAAGGCCACCAAGCAAACCCUGCAAGAUAGUUUUCUCCUGGACCUCCAAUCCCCUGAUACCUUCCCUACUGAGAGCUCUGACAGAUUACCCACUGCCUCCCAGGAGGGACAGGAGUCCUCCUGGAAUGAGCAGACUUCUAGGAGUAAAGGGAUUCAACCUGAGGGGACAUAUGGAGAACAACGUGUCCCUAAGCUGGGUAACCAGUCUGAGCCGAGUGGAGAAGAUUUCUUCCUGAAGUCUAGGCUCCAGGAACAAGAUGUCCACAGGAGACCAACUUCUUUCUACACGUAUAUAUGUAACCCUUGGGUCUCCCUGUUGGGGGCUGUUGGGUCCCUUCUCAUCAUGUUUGUGAUCCAGUGGGUCUAUACCCUGGUUAACAUGGGUGUUGCUGCCAUUGUGUAUUUCUACAUUGGCCGGGCCAGUCCAGGACUUCACCUAGGAUCAGCCUCCAACUUCAGCUUUUUCCGGUGGAUGAGGUCUCUUCUGAUCCCCUCCUGCAGGAGCUUACAGUCCCCCCAGGAACAGAUAAUUUUGGCACUAUCCCUGGCUAGGGUUGACAUGGAGAUGACUCAGCUCACCCAGGAGAAUGCAGACUUUGCCACUCGGGACCGCUACCACCAUUCCUCCUUCGUGAGUCGCGAACAGCUGAUGCCUCAGUACUAGAGAGCAGCCCUGGGACCUUCCUCUUUUGGCGUUGUCCUGCGCACAGUGGACUCAAGCCCUGGAACCGUCAUGGAACUGCUUUUCCUCAAUAAGAAACUCAUAGUCCAUCCUCCAGCUGCUGCUUUGGACAAUGGAAAUCCGUGUUCCGGUCUAGAGUACUAUGCCCAGCCCCGGUAACGUCAGGAAUGGCAGUGGCCUCCGCAGCACCAUGCCCGGUCUGAAGAGUUCCCCGUCGAACAGCGGGACCAUCAGAUGUGGAGAAGCAGAAGCAGAUUGCUUGU